This is a messenger RNA of Anoplophora glabripennis (Asian longhorned beetle), 5977 nucleotides long. Its product is annotated as nuclear pore membrane glycoprotein 210. The record is from RefSeq and is a predicted model, not a curated record. Bases 39 to 5822 code for a protein of 1927 amino acids. NCBI's taxonomy places the organism in Eukaryota, Metazoa, Arthropoda, Insecta, Coleoptera, Cerambycidae. The transcript is spliced from 18 exons. Gene Ontology annotation, cellular component: nuclear pore.
UUUUGGACCCAUGCAUUGGCGCUGUUUUGAACAAAAUUAUGGCGAUUAGAAAGCUUUGGCUGCAAAAUGUGAUAUUAAAUUUAUUUUUAUUAUUUAUUAACAUAAAGUGUUCAAAAUUAAAUGUACCGCGUGUGUUACUUCCAGUAUUUAACGACUUUUCCGCUAAAUUUACUUUAGAAGCUACAGAAGGAGGUUGCUACAAAUGGAGCACGACGAGAAAUGAUAUUAUUCAAAUAACAGCAUUAGAUGAAGAUAUUGACUUACAGUGCUCGUCAAAAGUUGUAAUAACUGCUAUUACCAAAGAGGCUGCUAGAAAUAUUGCUGUAGUGUUAGCAGAGGAUGUUCAUACAAAACAAACUUUAAGAUGUGAUGUGAUUGUAGAUGUUAUAAAUUCUCUUUUAAUUUCCACAACUACAAGGGAACUGUUUAUGGAAGAGGCUCCAGAAAAUUUUGAAGUUCAAGCUUAUGACGAUCAAGGCAAUGAGUUUUCCUCAUUAGAAGGAAUAGAAUUUGAAUGGAAUAUAGUUCCCUUAAGUCCUAACAAAGAUGUGGUUUUACGUUAUAUUACAUUUAGGGAUUCGCCUUACGAAACUCCUCCUGCAAUUUCUGCUUUAGAAAAUGAGGGUAAGAAAGGCUAUUCUAUUUUACUUGAGGGUGUUAAGAGUGGUGCCGCUAAGGUUACAGUACGAUUGCCUUGGCCUGAGUAUAAACAUAUUGAAGCUAAUGAAGUUCAGUUGAUGGUUGUGGCAAAUUUGUUAAUAACCCCACCAGAUGUUUAUGUUAUGCCAGGGGAUGUAGUUCCAUAUAAAAUUUUUUAUUUAAACAAUGGUCGUAUGGAAGAAAUUGAGCUACCUGACUCUCAGUAUUACCUAGAGGCAGAAAAUUCUGAUAUAGCAUCAUCUUUUAAAAAAUCUGGGAAUGUGACAGCUCUUGCAGAAGGACAUACUAGAAUUGUAUUACGUGACAGAAAUGUAGGUGAUAACGAUACCAUUUUAAAGCUACCUGCAGCAAAUUUACACGUUGUUCAACCAGAAUAUGUAGUCUUAAAUGUAUUACCAUAUAAAAAUUGGGCAAUCUUACUAGGAGAUCAUCAUGACAUUGUAGCAGAAGUUUAUUCCAGUUCUGACCAUAAACUUUACAUAGGAAGUUCAGUACAGAUGUAUAUGGACGUUUCACCAGAAUUUCACGUCGCAUCGCGUACUGCCAACGGUAGUUGGAUGAGCGGCUUUGGAAUAAAAUCUACAGUUGCUGUUGUGCAAGCCUCACUAGAGGAAGUUUACCAUGAAAAAACUGGAAAAAUAACGUUUCCAAAACCAAUAACUGCGAGAGGUGAUCUCAUGAUAUAUCCACGCAUUACCAUCGCACCGUCGGAAGUUAUUCUACCCUGGGACCCAAUUACGAGGCCAAAAUAUGACAUCGAUUUAGUGGCAAAAGGCGGCGACGGCAGGUUCCUAUGGACCAGCAGUGACCAUUCGAUAGGAGUGGUUAGCCAAACCGGACACGUCAGGACUUACUCAAACGGCUUCUUCGAAGUAUCCGCGGUGAUGUUACGUAAUCAUCACAAUCGGCAAUCCGCCAAAUUCAUUAUCUUGCCACCGUCCCGGUUGGAAAUUGUCGAAUUCGUAAUGGAAUCGGAGGUCGGCCAGCCGGUUUACUUGCAUAUAGCCCUUUAUGCAGAGCAAGAGAGGGACGGUACAACUAUUCAGCUUCCCUUCACGAAAUGCCAGGAUCUACCGUUCCAAAUUAAACAGAGCGAUACUAAGUUCCGACAGAAUAAAUCUUCGAUUUUAGCGCCGGUCGGCAUAUCCUGCGGAAAUAUCGCCAUGACUGCCCUGGAAGUCGGAACGAGUAAAGUCACUGUCACAUACUUCCAAGACGGCAGAGCCCUGGAAGACUCCGUAACAGUCAGCGCUUACAACACCUUAAAAUUACUGGAACCGAACAGAGAUAUAGUGCUGGCCGUGGGUACAACCAUCAACUUACUCUAUGUCGGUGGUCCAAGGCCUUUCAUAAGUAGGCCAGGAGAUCACCAAAAAGUGGUGGUGAGCGAAGAUACCAAUAUCGUAACGGCGGCUGAUGUUUCUCAGUUCUACACGCUACCCGGAGAGGAUUUCAGUGUGGUGCAAGUCCUGUGCCACCAGUUGGGUGAAACUGACGUAAAACUGAUAAUAACGAAUUCGCCUUCUGCGUCCAAUUGCAAAUCUCAGUCUAGCUCGGUAACCACAAGAGUCACCUGCGGAAAACCCAGGAAACUCGUUCUCCAACCGGAAUUGAAAAUAGCGGACGCAAAUGCCUGUCCGAUGGACUUAAGUUCGGGAAAUGUCGUCGUUCAAAGCACGAAAAAUAUCGAUUUAAGCGUCGUCAUCUAUGAUGACUGCGGAAACAAAUUCUUAAACAUUUCCAGCCUCAACUUUGUGUGGACAGUUACACCAAGCAGCGGUGCAGAUUUUCUGAGUAAAAACGGCGUAUUCCCGAAAAAUAUCACAAUAGGAAGUGCGCCCAUUGCUCUAAAAAGUUAUCAAUCUCUUCACCCCAACAUAGAAGUGGGAAAUUUGGAGGUGAACGUCACAGUUACCGGUUACAAAUUAAAUAUUUUAAAAGCUUACGAUAUCACACCCGAAUCGCCGCCAUUUAAGACCGAGGAAGACGGCAAGAUCGAGUUGGCUCCUAUCGCAGCCUCGCUCGACUUGUACUUGGUGAAUAAUACAGUAAUUGCCCCGAACAUGGUGACGCUCUUCAAUCAUCCCGGAAAUAAACAAAUAGUGACGGUCAAACAAGGCUCGGGGUACUUCGAACUGGCUCUGAGCUCGGACGAUAUCGCUACGGUUAAAUACAUAGAAAGCUGCAAAGAAAUAGAGAUUAUCCCCAUAAGAUCCGGAGAACUGACUGUGCAAGUAAUUGAUUUAUGCCUGGUAUCUAAACCGGCGACUCUGGUCAUUAACGUCGUUUCCGUGGGUAUCAUAAGGGUGGAGAUGGCCGAUAAAGUUGAAAUAGGGAAGUGUAUCUCUUCUGUCGUGCGGCUGUAUGACGAAAAUGACAAUUUGAUGGUCAUUCCUGAUCCUAAUAUGAUCGACUUGAGGCCCCAGUUUCAGAACAGCAUAGCAAACAUAAUUAGGGCGGAAAUGGAUCCGGCUAAGCCUUGGGGGAUCGGCGAAAUACACUAUGUGAUUACAGGAAUAGAGGUGGGGGACACGAAACUAGUAUUUACGGUAAGUGGAGGUGACGAAGACAUCAACAGUGCUCCGUUCGAUUUGCAAGUGUUUUACCCCCUCAAAAUACAUCCCAGAAAUGGAACCAUCCUCGUAGGAGCUAUCUUUCAGUUGUCCAUAAAAGGCGGACCACAACCAAACACUAACGUAGUCUUUACAGCAACUUCGCCCAAAAUCAUCAAUAUAACCGAAAGGGGUGUCAUAACAGGGGUUGCAUUAGGCACAACGAAAAUUCAAGCCAAGGCCGUUGGAAUACAUCCAUCGACAGGACAAAGCCUAAUUUAUUCAGAAGAUGUGGUUGAUCUGAAGGUUGUGGAACUGCAGGGCUUAAAAAUUAUGGGGCCCCUAACGAGAUUUAGGGUCGGGGCCACCGUACCCUUUUGGUGCUGGGGAAUCCCCGACGUAUCUCCCCUAAUUCUGGGCAGUCUAGAGAAUCCCCCCAUCCUUUUCAAGUGGAACGUCGACGACAAACUUCUCGUUGAUUUGAGUGGAGUAUUUCAUCCCAUAGGCGUUUUUAAACAGAGACCGGCGAGGGUAGCUCUCAAGGUGUUCGCCUUGCAACCUGGAAAAACUCGGUUAUACAUCAAUGCGACAGUGCCAGGUCGCGCGGCUAACAAGUUAAAUGUCGAUACUGUAAUGUUAUCGUCGUAUAUAGAUAUCGAGACGAUCACGGAAUUCAGUCUAGUCGCUCCCGAAUUUCCCGGGAGGUCCCUGUUAAUGGCUCCAUUCUCGGAAAUCCAACUCCAAACGAAUUUAGAUUAUUCCGCAACAAAAAUCGUUUACAUGUUAGCAGGAGACCGUGUGCCUUCCACAGAACUCUUGGCAGACAAAUCCGUUACAUCUUCAGAUACCAUAAUAACCAUAUCGCCUACCGGCUUUCUAAAAUCCUACGGUGUCCUGGGCCAUGCUCUCAUAAUGGCCAUAGAGACGGACGACCAAGGACAAAAACAACGUCUGUCCAUUGUCGUCGAGGUGAAAACCAUCCAGUACAUGAACCUGAACGUAUUAGCCAACUGGCGCAUACACUCGGAUAGCCCCAUGAGGAACAUUCCCUUGGGCACUGAAUUUCAACUUAGAGCUACGUUCCAUGACAACCUCGGAAACAAGUUUCAAGCAGGCCCCAAAGAGCUGAAAGUAAGACCCAGUCGAUGUGAUUUGUUGAAAGUGGUUGAGAGUAGCGAUAACGCUUCGGUUUGGAUAUACACUAAGAAGCCCGGAAAUACCAUGUUGAAGGGAUGGGCUGAAGGAAUUCAAAAGACUGCCGAUUAUGUAAAAAUAAACGUGGAGCAGGCUGUCAGGCCUCAGUUGGACCACCUGACAAGCGGCGACAUCGUGUGCCUGUGGACGCCCGUCGUGUCCGAGUUCAACACGCCAGGAACUUGGAAGAGCAGCGACAGUUCCCUGAUGAUGAUCAACCCGGCCCUCGACAUUGGAUUUGUCGGCAACAGAGAGGGCGUGGUAGUUUUAACGCAUACUUUUCUCCAGUCCGCUCCCAUUCAUAUACAAAUUUAUCCCGUCAGCGAGAUAGAAUUCUUGGACGAUCCGAAUAUGAUACUGACGAACGGGGAGAAGAAGAGCAUCGUCAGGGUGGUGCUGGUUCUGCAGAGCGAGAAAAGCAUAGGACUGAAAACAAAUAAUUUGAUUCAGGGUUGGAGAUGCCGUACAGACGUUCGCAAACUAGUCAGCCCCACUGGCUUUAAAUGUUUCGUAGAAUUUUCCAAUGAAAGCUCACCCAUUAAUAUUAAUCAAUUCUUUAAUGUGACCAACAGUUGGGUCCCAGAAACAGGACAGUAUGCCUGUGAGUUGACGAAUUUGGGCCUGCACAAUAGCGAAAUAGCUGUUUUACAAACAAACGUAACCCUCUGGGCGACCACAGAAGAUUACGAAACAAUUUCCAAACGUCUGAACAUAAAAUUUUUGCCGAACUUCUUUGUUUUACCAGAAGUAACGCUUGCGGAAAAUAGUAAUACCGGUGAACUUUUCGUUGUUGGCCUACCGGAAGUUUUGCAGCAGAUAAAGGUGCAGCCAGCGGAUAGCAGCAUUCUUUUCGUUGGUAAGGGUAAGCAAGUUAACGAAACUGCAAUUCACUAUGACGUACAACUGAUUGAUUACCACUGGAGGUUGGCUAGCUUAGAAGAUGCCAUGGGUAUUAUUGUUUCGUCGCUGAUAACUAAGCAGAAAGACAAGGUCCUUGUGAAAGUGACUGGCGAUAUUGAUAAACACCUUUGUGGACUUUCGAGAUCUCCAGUAUUCAGAUUCCUACAACACUACAAAUAUGCGAUAGCCAUGGCAGGUGCCAUGUUGUUUAUUUUCCUGAUAACAUUCUACUUCUAUUCCAAUUACAUGCAACCCAUUGUGAACGUCAAUGUCCAUCCAACGCGUUCAAUGUUGACAUCUGGAAUCGCAGGUAGUCCGACAACUAAUCGUUGUGCGGCUAAUAUGUCGGCUAAUCUGAGUAGGGUAUCGUCUAACAUCAGUCCCAACUCCAAUCGGAUCUGUAAUAGGUUUAACUGCAAUUGCACUGCACAUAGCAGUAGAGAGCCGAUCUAUGGGGACGCUAGUACUUUCUACACUAGCAGUCCCGAACUACGAAGGAAUCGUAGGAUUAUGUAAGCAUGGAAGUCCUGUGUUCAAAACUGCCAAAUUCAACUUAGUUUUAUGUGAAGACUGUAAAUAUGACUAUCAUCAGGUUGUUGUACAUAUUUUUUUAUCCAAAUUGGACUUUUGUAUUCAAAAGGAAUAAAGUAAUAAAGUUUAAUUUUCCUUAA